Molecule: messenger RNA, 1838 nt
Organism: Lutzomyia longipalpis
Lineage: Eukaryota; Metazoa; Arthropoda; Insecta; Diptera; Psychodidae
Product: tRNA pseudouridine synthase-like 1
Exons: 3
Coding region: 201-1163 (320 amino acids)
Biological process (GO): tRNA pseudouridine synthesis
Molecular function (GO): RNA binding; pseudouridine synthase activity
Source: RefSeq, a predicted model, not a curated record
AGCGGAAAUUUUUUGAAACUCAAAUAAAAACAUUUUUUUCUCCAGCCAAAUAAGAAAAUUUAAGGAAAUUCAAGAAAAAUCACAAGAAAAACGAAUUAAUUCGAAUUAAAAAUUAUAGAAAAAGAAUUAAAAAAGAUAAAGCAUCGUGAAUGCCGGCGUGACAAUCCAAUUUUAGACGUACUUUCGUGAAAAUUCGUCUAAUGAAUCGGUACCUCUUGAAUAUUUCCUAUUUAGGAACGAAUUUCCGUGGCCUCCAGAAGGUUGUAAAUAAGAAAAAUCCUGUACCAUUGGACAAUACAACAGUUCAGUCUGCACUGGAACUUGCUCUUCAGCGUCUUCAUCCCAGAAAUCCCAUUGAGGUUGUCGUUGCCAGUCGUACGGAUUGUGGGGUUCACGCGCUCCAUUCAGCAGUUCAUGUGGAUCUCCUGCGGCACAAUGGGGAGCCGUACGUUGAGCGCCACAUUACGCAACUUCUGAAUCACUCCUUCACUCGUGACGGGCUGUUUGUUCGAAUCUUGAGCACAAGACGUGUUCCCAGGACAUUUCACUGUCGCUUCAACGCCAGGGAGAGGAGCUACCUCUAUCGUGUGGCUAUUGCAAAGAACUUCCAGGUGCCAGAAGAUCAGCAGAGUCGAGCACGAAGGUUGAACUUUGUACCCAUUGAGGAGAUUAAUCGCUGCUACUUUGUAUCGAAUCCCCUUGUGGAUAUUGAGAAGGCAAAAGAAGCAGCUAAACAAAUUGAAGGACUUCACGACUUCCGGACGUUUAUGUCUGCAACGAAAGACAACAGAGAUCAUGCAUUUUUCGCCCUGAGGAAGCUCUCAGAGAUCACCAUUAGUCCUGGAAAGUCUCUCACAACACUUGAAAAUAGAUGUCGUACUGAUAAGCUCUAUAAUUUCUUCGAUAUUCGCUUAAAAGGUAAAUCUUUCGUCUACAAGCAAGUCCGGAGGAUUGUUUCCACCCUUCUGGCUGUUGGAGAGGGGAAAUUGUCGCAAAAAGAUGUGUAUGAGAUGCUAACAAUCCCCAGUAAGCACACGUGGCCUAGUUUUCUCGAAAUAGCCCCUCCGUACGGGCUCUAUCUCACCAAAAUCACAUACAACGAGGAAGAUUUGCAAUUUCCAGCACAAAAUGAGUCUCCUGGAGAAGAUUCAAGCACGUCGUAGGUGCUUACGGACUUGUGAUACCCUCGUCACGUACCCCGAUGGAUCACAGGUCAUUGAACGAGCCACCGAAGUUAUCCCAAUGCAAAAUUCAACAUAUGGCUUUGUUGUGGACACGAAACCCGAUCCGGAAGCUGCUGAAAUUCUUCCUGGGAAGCUCUUUCUUGGCUCCCAGGAUGCCGUGGAUGUGGAACGUCUCCUGCGCCUUGGUGUGACGCAUGUCCUCAGUGUUGGCAUUGAAUGCCCCAUACUUCUGCCGCCAUCAAUUGAAAAGCAUCACAUUGCAUGCCUAGACGUUCCGGAAUAUCCCCUCUAUCAGCUAGUCCGGGAAGCGAGGGUAUUCAUCAAUGUGGCACGUGAGACGGGAAGUGUCCUUGUGCAUUGCAAUGCUGGAAUUUCCAGAUCUGUCGCCAUUGUUGUGGGAUACUUAAUUCUUGAAGAGAAAAUCCCACUAGCCGAAGCCAUGGAGAUGGUUCGAAGGAAGCGACCAGGUGCAAAGCCCAAUGAUGGAUUUAUGAAGCAACUUCAGGAGCUUGCGGACAAAGUUUUGGGGCCAAAAACGUAGAAAGUGUAGUGUUGAUGACGGCAGAGUAGUGGACUGUAUUUGCUAUAAGCUAUAUAUUUUAGUCAAUUGGGGGAGAAUAAACGGUCGGGCAAUUAUAUCUAAAACUAUCCUAA